Molecule: messenger RNA, 3891 nt
Organism: Carassius auratus (goldfish)
Lineage: Eukaryota; Metazoa; Chordata; Actinopteri; Cypriniformes; Cyprinidae
Gene: atp9a
Product: ATPase phospholipid transporting 9A
Exons: 28
Coding region: 73-3213 (1046 amino acids)
Biological process (GO): retrograde vesicle-mediated transport, Golgi to endoplasmic reticulum; endocytosis; phospholipid translocation
Cellular component (GO): trans-Golgi network; endosome; plasma membrane
Molecular function (GO): ATPase-coupled intramembrane lipid carrier activity; ATP hydrolysis activity; ATP binding
Source: RefSeq, a predicted model, not a curated record
CGGCGCAGCCCUACGUCACCCAUCAGCCUCCACCCAGAACGCGCGCUGUCUGCUGCUCCACUGUGGACAACAAUGACGGAUAACAUUCCGCUGCAGCCUGUCCGACACAAAAAACGACAUGACAACAAACGAAGAGACGGCUGCUGCCCGUGGUCCAGAUGCUGCGGAGGGGGAGAUUUCCGUCCUCGGACCGUGUGGUUGGGCCAUCCAGAAAAGAGAGAGCAGAGAUACCCGAGAAAUGUCAUAAACAACCAAAAAUACAAUUUCUUCACCUUCCUGCCAGGGGUGUUGUUUAACCAGUUCAAAUACUUCUUCAACCUGUACUUUCUUCUGCUGGCCUGCUCACAGUUUGUGAAUGAGCUCAGAUUAGGGGCUCUGUACACGUACUGGGUUCCUCUGGGGUUUGUUUUGAUCAUUACGAUCGCGAGGGAAGCUGUCGAGGAGAUGCGAUGUUACCUACGGGACAAAGAGGUCAAUUCACAGAUCUACAGUAAACUCUCCACAAGAGGAACCAUGAAGGUGAAAAGUAGUGGCAUCCAGGUUGGAGAUCUUAUCAUUGUUGAAAAGAAUCAGCGUGUUCCUGCUGACAUGAUCUUCCUAAGGACCUCUGAAAGAAAUGGCUCCUGUUUUCUGAGGACUGAUCAGUUGGACGGAGAAACUGAUUGGAAACUGCGCCUCCCUGUGGCCUGUACACAGAGACUUCCUACCGCUGCUGAUCUACUGCAGAUCAGAUCAUUUAUUUAUGCUGAAGAACCGAACAUCGACAUCCAUAACUUCAUCGGUACCUUCACUAGAGAAGAUGGAGACCCUCCAGUUAAUGAAAGUCUGAGCAUCGAGAACACUCUGUGGGCGAGCACUGUCAUUGCUUCUGGCACAGUGGUCGGGGUGGUGAUUUACACCGGAAAAGAGCUGCGCAGUGUAAUGAACACCUCCAACCCAAGACACAAGAUCGGCCUGUUUGACCUGGAAGUGAACUGUCUGACUAAGAUCCUGUUUGGUGCUCUGGUGGUGGUGUCUCUGGUCAUGGUGGCCCUGCAGCACUUCGCUGGACGCUGGUAUCUCCAGAUCUUCCGCUUCCUUCUGCUCUUCUCCAACAUCGUCCCCAUCAGUUUGCGUGUGAAUUUGGACAUGGGCAAAAUGGUAUUCAGUUGGAUGAUCAAGAAGGACUCUAAAAUCCCUGGGACCGUAGUCCGAGCCAGUACCUUCCCAGAGCAGCUGGGCCGGAUCUCUUAUCUGCUCACGGACAAAACUGGGACUCUCACUCAGAAUGAGAUGGUGUUCAGACGACUUCAUCUUGGAACCGUGGCGUAUGGGAUGGACUCCAUGGAUGAAGUACAGAGUCAUGUGUUCAGCGCUUACACUCAGCCUCCUCAGGACCUGCAGGCCUCUCGUGCACCGGGCGCCGGCAAAGUGAGGAAGACCAUCAGCAGUCGAGUGCACGAGGCGGUGAAGGCCAUCGCACUGGUGCACAACGUGACCCCCGUGUACGAGUCCAACGGUGUGACAGAUCAGGCAGAAGCUGAGAUGCACUAUGAAGACACAUGCAGGGUUUACCAGGCCUCCAGUCCCGAUGAGGUGUCUCUGGUUCAGUGGACGGAGAGUGUGGGUCUGACGCUGGUUGGGAGAGAUCAGUCUUCAAUGCAGCUGAGGACACCGAGUGGACAAAUACUGAACUUCACCAUCCUGCAGAUUUUCCCCUUCACCUACGAGAGCAAGCGCAUGGGCAUCAUAGUGCGAGAUGAAUCCACAGGAGAGAUCACGUUUUACAUGAAGGGUGCUGAUGUGGUGAUGGCCGGUAUCGUUCAGUACAACGACUGGCUCGAGGAGGAGUGUGGGAAUAUGGCCAGGGAAGGUUUGAGGGUGCUGGUGGUGGCCAAAAAGUCCCUAACGGAAGAACAAUACCAAGAUUUUGAGGCUCGCUACGUCCAGGCCAAGCUGAGCGUUCAUGAUCGUUCCCUGAAGGUGGCCACAGUGAUCGAGAGUCUGGAGAUGGAGAUGGAGCUCUUGUGUCUUACUGGAGUCGAGGACCAGCUGCAGGCCGAUGUCAGACCCACUCUGGAGAUACUGCGCAACGCUGGCAUCAAAGUUUGGAUGCUGACUGGGGACAAAUUAGAGACUGCAACCUGCACAGCCAAAAACGCCCAUCUAGUGACCCGCAAUCAGGACAUCCACGUGUUUAGGCCUGUAACCACUCGAAGCGAAGCCCACCUUGAGCUCAACGCCUUCAGGAGGAAACACGACUGCGCACUGGUGAUAUCAGGAGACUCUCUGGAGGUUUGUCUGAAGUAUUAUGAGUAUGAGUUUAUGGAGUUGGCGUGUCAGUGUCCGGCUGUCGUCUGCUGCCGCUGCGCUCCCACACAGAAAGCCCAGAUCGUUCGACUGCUGCAGGAACGCACCGGCAAACUCACCUGCGCCGUGGGGGAUGGAGGAAAUGAUGUCAGCAUGAUCCAGGAAGCAGACUGUGGCGUGGGAGUAGAGGGCAAAGAAGGGAAGCAGGCGUCUCUGGCUGCAGAUUUCUCCAUCACUCAGUUUAAGCACUUGGGCAGGCUGCUCAUGGUCCACGGCAGAAACAGCUACAAACGCUCCGCCGCGCUCAGCCAGUUUGUCAUCCACCGGAGUCUCUGCAUCAGCACCAUGCAGGCCGUGUUCUCCUCGGUCUUCUACUUUGCAUCUGUUCCACUUUAUCAAGGCUUCCUCAUUAUCGGAUACUCCACUAUCUACACCAUGUUCCCUGUUUUCUCUCUGGUUUUGGAUAAAGAUGUCAAGUCUGAGGUGGCCAUGUUAUAUCCCGAACUUUACAAAGAUCUUCUUAAGGGACGGCCUCUCUCGUUCAAAACCUUCUUAAUAUGGGUCUUGAUCAGUAUCUACCAAGGUAGCAUCAUCAUGUACGGGGCUCUGCUGCUGUUCGAGUCGGAGUUUGUGCACAUCGUGGCGAUCUCGUUCACGUCUCUGAUCCUGACGGAGCUGCUGAUGGUGGCGCUGACCGUGCAGACGUGGCACUGGCUGAUGAUCGUAGCUGAACUCCUCAGUCUGGCCUGCUACAUCGCAUCCCUCGUCUUCUUACACGAGUUCAUCGAUGUGUAUUUCAUCACCACGCUGUCGUUUGUGUGGAAGGUGACGGCCAUCACUCUGGUCAGCUGUCUGCCGCUCUACAUCCUCAAAUACCUGCGCCGGCGCUUCUCGCCUCCCAGCUACUCCAAACUGACCUCCUGAGCCCUUCACCGCCUCCUCCAGCCGCUCAGACGAGCCCAACACUGCGGGACCGUCAGGUUUGAUUCAGCCCCAUGCUAAAAUAACACGUCUGACGCUGCAUCUGUUUUGGUCAGUUGGCUAGUUUUGUCCGUCUGGUUAGAACGGACGCUUGUGUGAUGUGAAGUCCAGACGCUCUGAAUCACUUAAUUUCUCCAGCGUUUAGCUUUCGGUGAAUCACUGUCCCCUGAGGAAGACUAAACACGCUGCUUAGCUUUGGGAAUCGUCCAUCAGACGACAGGGAAGAUUUUCCAUGAGAUUUCAUAAUCUAAUGCUAUUACUCGAUUUUCGACUUCAGUUUUGUGGUGCGUUUGUAUUGUAAUGUGAAAAGAAAAAAAUUGCACAAAGGGGGAAAAGGGAAAUUGGAGUUUAACUUAUUUUAUGGUGUUUUCGGGACCUUUUUAUUUAUUUCCAAAACUACUGAAUAUGCUGAUACGUGUGACUUGAUCAGGUUAAAAACAGAACAGAAUGCAUCUGUUGUACAACCAAAAAUGAUUAAAAAACGAACACUAAUACUGGUGACACUUUAUAAUAAGGCCCCGUUAGUUAAUGAUAGUUAAUGCAUUAACACACAAUAACUAACAGUCAUUACUAUUAAACAAUACUUCACUGAAAUUUUGUAGCAUGUUUUUAAUUUAUUAU